AUGGCUCUCAUCUUCGGCCUCCUCCUGGCGCUCUUCAUGGAAGUGUGUUCUUUGCGGCCGUUCGGUGACUCCCAACUCAUUGUUCGUCAAGUCGAUGACAUCUAUGAAGUUCGCAAGCUUGAACUGGUGCCGUACUACACUGCGGCCCGGAACCUCAUGAAAAAAUUUCAACACAUCGAAGUUCUCCAUGUCCCGCGAAGCAGAAAUGCGCCUGCUGAUGCCUUGGCAAAACUAGCGGCAACAUUGGUGCUCCCAGAUAAUAAAACCAUGCAGGUAAAUGUUGAAGAAAGGUGGCUCCUCCAAGAUGUUCUGGAGCUUAUCCCGGCGGAGUACGAAGUCAACACCGACAUGACGAACGCCGUGGAGGAAGACGAGUGGCGGUGUCCUUUACAGGCGGUCCCAUGGACAGGAAGUCCUACUUCGGUGCGUUAA
Molecule: messenger RNA, 432 nt
Organism: Aegilops tauschii subsp. strangulata
Lineage: Eukaryota; Viridiplantae; Streptophyta; Magnoliopsida; Poales; Poaceae
Molecular function (GO): RNA-DNA hybrid ribonuclease activity; nucleic acid binding
Source: RefSeq, a predicted model, not a curated record